Messenger RNA from Juglans microcarpa x Juglans regia, 740 nucleotides. RefSeq lists its product as uncharacterized. Bases 312 to 740 code for a protein of 142 amino acids. NCBI's taxonomy places the organism in Eukaryota, Viridiplantae, Streptophyta, Magnoliopsida, Fagales, Juglandaceae. The transcript has 2 exons. The record is from RefSeq and is a predicted model, not a curated record.
CAUAUCAUGUAGAUGAUGAAAUUCGUGUGGAAGAGUUCACAAAACUGGUUACUCACUAUGUGGACUUUAGUGAGGAAGAUAUAAUUGCAAAGUGUUCAUGUGGGUUGUUUCAGAUGAGGGGGAUAUUGUGUAGGCACAUUUUGACAGUAUUCAAAUGUAAUGGGAUUAAGUCUGUGCCAGAUACAUACAUUUUAGAUCGAUGAAGGAAAGACAUUAAAAGGAGGUACACAUUAAUCCAUAGCAGCUAUGACGCAGGAGAUCAGUGGGCAGAUGCUAAUAGAUAUUCAAGUUUGUUGAAUAUAUGUUAUGAGAUGAUUACUCAUGCUGCGGGUUCAAGUCGGCAUACUAAGGAUGCAACUACAAAAUUGUAUGCAAUGAUUGAGUUAUAUCGUGCCAACCAAGAACCCCCAUCGACAACCCUAACUAGUGUGAAUGUUGGUUCUACGACUGCUGAUACAACUACAGUUGGUAGUUCGAAGCAAGUACUAAGUCCGAACGUUGUGAGAGGAAAAGGCAGACCCCCAUCUCUGAGGAGAGCAUCGGGGAUGGAGAAAGACAUGCAGAAAGUUAAAGCAAAGACGAAGAGAGCACCAAUGAAGGGGAAACGCAAACAACGAGAUGGAGGAGAUACAACAGUCGUGGACACUUGCAGGAGGUUAUUUGGCCCUUCGGAGAUGGAUACUCCCAAUGUUGAACAAGUCCAGGCCCGAGAAACGAUGAUUGGUAGCAAGAAAGUGUAA